GCCAAAUGGCUUCUUUGAAAUUGCUUCUCCCCCUGCUCUCCUUCGCUGCAUGCGGCACCGGUGAUGACCGUCCCCUUGGGCCAUCGUUUCUCCUCCAGUCCUCCAGGGACAACGCCACCCAGCCAUUCUCGUUUGAUGACGUGGACGCCCUUAUGGAAGUCAAUGACCCGUUCAGCCCGUCAUUUCCCGUCCCUUUUACCAACAUGGGGAUCAGCGGUGGCGGGGAUACAGCAGGCGAGUGGACACUUACCGAACUGUACAACGGCCUCCAGGUCUGUAGCAGUACUCGAGCCACUGCACACGUACAAUCCCGUCUCCCGUUCGCUUCUCUGUGUCAGCCGCCCUUCAGCGAAAAAGGGCGAGGGGCGUGUGAGCAUGUGAGAAGGCGACGAGUCUAUCGACGGAAUGGGCACAACUGUGAUCGUCGCAUUCUCUUUUUCGACCAGGUCAAAGAGUUGUUUUUUGAGAGGUGGGAUGUGAGGGGGAUCGUUAGGAAGCACGUGAACCGAUACAUUCUGGAGACAGCCAAGAAGCAAGACACCAUUGUCCAAGGCGCAACGAGGGCCUUUUUGCUCAAAAGAGUUGCAACGGGGAUACAGACCUACGUCGACAGUCACAUCUGCGACGUAAGCACGUACAGAACCGUGGGCGACGAGACACAAGACACGUCCACGUGGCAUCGAUGUAGAUUAUCCCGUUUCUUGUGGGCCGGCAUCCAGUGGUUCGGCUGUUGAUAAGACAGGCAGCAAAGAUACCGAAAGAAAUCGCCAAGGAUGUCCUCGCGUGGUACUCAGAGACGAUCACAAAGACCGCCACGCAGCUGGGCUCCAUUAUGAGCGUGACAAGCGCCCAGGUACCUUCCCACCUACCAUCCCACCGAGGCUGUCUAAUUGGUACAUCAUGUGUUUGUGGCUAUUUCAGGUUUGCAAAAAGGACACUGACAUAAUACCACUGGACCAAGGGCCAAAGUGUCUCAAUGACAACGGUGGGCAGGCAGCUGGACUUCUGGAAAAGCAACGUCGAGACACCGUUUGGGUGACUCCGGCUCUCUGUCUUGUGCAUCUGUCGGGUCGACUGUGUGUUUGGUGCGAUGCAGAUAAGUUGUCGGCUUCCUGGUCAUUGGGUGUCUUCGGCACCAUCCGUGAGGCGCGGUGCUGCAGCGCACCAGGAAACAUGAAUUUCAUGACUAAAAAGGGCGAGCUGAAGCGUGCUGCUGACUACCUAAAGCCGUCGCUGCAGCACAAGUAAGAAAGCAUUCAUCCCUGCAUGCAUUCACGCAGCCAGUACGGGAGGACAAGGAGCCAUAUUUCCUGUCCUCUCUGCAGAGACAUGUCUUACUUCGAUUGUUCCUUCUUUGAGGAAUUCCACAGAGAAAAGACUGGAGAGGUGCGCGCAGAUACCUGAUACGGUACAUACUCUAUUUGGAUGCAUCAUCAGAUUCGCAAGUGCUGGUCGCCGUCGGACCCCAUUUCAGACAUCCUUUCACUCAAUCCUUCCAGCGCUGUCGACUACAAGUGCAAGUGCGUCGACAGAAAGACAUUCGAGGCGGCAGAAGCGGCGGGGCAGCAGGCGGCCUACGACAACAUCACUUCCGGCUCGUCACCAGACAUGUGAAUGGACUAACAGACGCUGGACUCCCUUGCAUGCUUGGCGCUCGCUGUCCGGUUGUGUAUGCAGCGUGGAGUUUGCCUUCCAUUGGCUUGUGUCCGGGUUGAUCAGCUCCUACCUCGUCGAAACGAGCGGCAGCAAACACAAAGAUGCGGUCGAGUAUGCCCAGUAUUACCCAGCCAACAAGAAUAUGGCUUGUUCUGGUACGGGCGUCCUCCGACAAGGGCAGUGUUGGCCCUUCGAUCCAUGCCCGGCGGAGUAUCCCCAUCUGUGCCUGUUUGCGUCUCGGUGUGCACGACAUGCGUUCGCCUGCGCCGACGCUGUUGCAGAAGAGUGAGACACAGACAGACAGACAGACAGAGGGCAAUGGCCGCUCUCCUGGCCGACUGAUAGCGUCGGGAGGGUUGCGUCCGCUCUGCUCCAAAUCCCACAAGCCGUUCUGGUGAGCAAGAAGGUUAUGCUAACCGACACUGCGCUCGAGGUAAGUAAAUGAGCAAGGCGUCCCGUUCGGUAAGGUCAUAUGCCUGUCUCCAUGUGUGCCGAUGUACCCCACACAGGUCCUCAAGACGAUAGGGCUGUCUGCACGAAUGCACUUUUUCCUCAAAGACAGCAAGGCGGCCAUCGCUAAGGUGAUGGAAAGAGUGACGAUGCCGGCACUGCCGCCAUUUGUUAAGAAGCCUCGCAAGCUGCACUACGUGGAGGCGGCUGCUCUGGUGUGGAUGGCGUGGGCGCUGGUGCUGCUGAAAUCUUCUCUCCUGGUGGCACACAAGGCCCAAAGUCUCAUUGGCGUCCUGGCGGCCCCGGACUUCUGGGAUGUAAGCGGCUGCAAAGAUGCAUGCAGAAAGACAGAUAGACAGACAGACAGACAGGUAACACAUGCAAAAAUUAGCAGUUCGUGUCUCCCGUUUCUCUGCAUGUGUCUUUCUUCUCUCUUUAUGCACACACGGCCGUGUGCAGCUGUACGGCCUGUGGGAGGGAUUUGGAGAGAUCAGCCUUUCAUCCGUGAGACCGAAAACGGGCUUGACAAACACAUACUCACAUCCAUUGAGUAUGUUGUGUGCAGGAGAAAGAGUCAAGGGCACCCUCAACAAGUGGCUCAGAAGAUACGGCUACUUCCAAAAAGAAGACUUCGUGAAAGAGCACGAGUACGUGGUGGGCAUACUCAGCAAAAUCAAAUGGACUAGCUUGCUCACGGGCGUCGCAGUCGCGGACCUCAUCAGUAAGCGAGCGCUACAAUCGCGAGCUGUAUCGAUGGCAACAACUGCUGGGCUGUCUCUGUCUGUCUCUCUCUGUUGUGUUCCAUACGGUGGUCAGAGGCCAUUUCAAGUCUGCGCGGAGCUUUCAAGCAGAUGGGACACUCGGAGCAGUGCGAGUAUCCCGAGGUGGGAAUCGACUGAGUGUGUGUGUUGCACGUCGUGGUAUAGUAGUGAGACACAUGUGGCCUCUGCUCGUGCUGCGACCUAUCUUAUACAUGUAUGUGGG
Molecule: messenger RNA, 3090 nt
Organism: Vitrella brassicaformis
Lineage: Eukaryota; Vitrellaceae
Source: the annotation of a GenBank genome assembly